AGCUCUCCGCUGCCGCCUGCUCUGUGACUCGGCAGUGGAUUAGUUCGGUCUAUUCCCCGGUGUGUUGUCGUUGUUUUGCCGUUAGCAUCGCCGACGUCUCUGGACUGUUUUUACCUCCAGCUAACCGACGGGAAGCAUUAACCGGCGUGUCUCCUGGAUAAAUAAUCCCCGUCAGGAAUCAUGUCCACCGCCCUGGAGAGCUACAUCAACCGAACUGUGGCCAUCGUGACGUCAGACGGCAGAAUGAUCGUGGGCACUCUGAAGGGUUUCGAUCAAACCAUCAACCUGAUCCUGGACGAGAGCCACGAGCGAGUGUUCAGCUCCAGUCAGGGGGUGGAGCAGGUGGUGCUGGGACUCUACAUCGUCAGAGGAGACAACGUGGCCGUGAUCGGAGAGAUCGACGAAGAGACCGACUCCACUCUGGAUUUAGGAAACAUCAGAGCUGAGCCGCUCAACUCAGUCGCCCACUGACUCCUGACUCCUCCUCUUCCCCUCUUACACACACCCUCCGUAGUCACGGAAACGGAUGAGAGCAUGACUCAGUGUGUCUGCUAACAGACUCCUUCACACACUGAUUUUUCUGUUUGUAUUUUUUUAUAAAUAAAGAUUUGUUGUUAGAUUCACUUUU
Molecule: messenger RNA, 628 nt
Organism: Pungitius pungitius (ninespine stickleback)
Lineage: Eukaryota; Metazoa; Chordata; Actinopteri; Perciformes; Gasterosteidae
Gene: lsm8
Product: LSM8 homolog, U6 small nuclear RNA associated
Exons: 4
Coding region: 181-471 (96 amino acids)
Biological process (GO): mRNA splicing, via spliceosome
Cellular component (GO): U6 snRNP; precatalytic spliceosome; U4/U6 x U5 tri-snRNP complex
Molecular function (GO): RNA binding
Source: RefSeq, a predicted model, not a curated record